Molecule: messenger RNA, 393 nt
Organism: Aspergillus niger
Lineage: Eukaryota; Fungi; Ascomycota; Eurotiomycetes; Eurotiales; Aspergillaceae
Exons: 2
Coding region: 1-393 (130 amino acids)
Source: RefSeq, a predicted model, not a curated record
AUGACUGAUGGAGAGAGACUUGGAGGAAACAAGAUGAAGGAGACGGACAGUAUGGCGACGAGUGGACAAGGAGAUGCAGGAUGGAGAGUCCCAAGUCAGAGCAUGACCAGAUUCAUUUGCUGCCGCCAAGCCGCUAGGGCGCUGGAAAGGCUGGAGGAUCCCAUCGUCUUUCUCCGAUCUCAAUCCCUGAUUGGUACACCCUGCAACUGGCCACGUUGGAAGCAACUUGAAGUGGACUGGCAAUCAAAAGCAGUGGAGAUUGCACCAGUUGGACGCGAUGGAUGGGAAGGCCUUCCUUUCCCUUUUCAGCCCUGUCGGGCCAGAAAUAGUAAAACCAUGGCAAAUGACAGCCGCGAUUACCAUACCGUUUCGAACACCUCCCAUACCGUCUGA